UAAGUAGUGGCUGCUCGCUUCAAAAGUAGGUGCAAAAUGAUCAGAACGUUGCAUUUGUGGAUUGUUCUGAUGGUUUUCUGUGGUCUGGCAAGCUGCGACUCCAACCAAGUGGACCGUCCACCGAAUCCUAAACAUGGGAGCGACCAGACGCACAAUGAAAGCGAACGAUCCCGAAUAGCCACCCAAAUUGAUGAGCUAUCUGAUGACGAAGAGGCUAAUCCUUGGGAACUUAGCGGAUUGUUCGAGGGAGAUAUGCUGCUGGAUCCACAUAGCGCCCGGAACGGAAUAUUGAACGAUACUAUGCGAUGGCCGAAUGCUACCGUUCCGUACUAUGUCGAAGAUGACGACUUCACUGAUGAACAGGAGUUGAUCAUACUACGGGCCAUCAAGGAGUACCACAAAAAGACCUGCAUAAAGUUCCGACCAUACCACAGGAGCGACACAAACUGGGUGGUGUUCCGAUCAAACGGUACUGGCUGCUGGUCCAGCGUUGGGAUGCAAUCCGAGGGUCAAACUGUGAACCUUCAGUCUCCAGGCUGUGUCAAACACGGAGUGGUAAUUCACGAACUCCUUCAUGCUUUGGGGUUCUUCCAUCAACAGAGUGCUGCCAACAGGGACGACUACGUUAGGAUCAACUGGGAAAAUAUUGAUCCAGGCCACGAGCAUAAUUUCAAUAAAUACAACGACAGUGUGGUGACAAGCUACGGCGUGGAAUACGACUACGGAAGCAUAAUGCACUACAGUGGCAAAGCGUUUUCGAAAAAUCAGAAACCAACGAUCGAAGCAUUGCAGCCAAAUGUGACGUUAGGACAGCGGAAAGGCCUGAGCGAAAAGGACAUAACAAAGCUGGAUCAGAUGUACGAGGGACGGUGUGAGCAACGUCCUGAUCUGGAGGAUGCCGAAUCUCCAGGCUUUCUGGACCACUUCAACUCCCUGCUCGGUUUACUCAGCAACAAUAUGCUACCGAGUAUGCUACCGUAGAUGAAGACUAACAACCAACAGAAGUUAUUUCAAUUGCAAUAAAUUUUACGACGCAACGACAACGA
Messenger RNA from Armigeres subalbatus, 1046 nucleotides. RefSeq names its product seminal metalloprotease 1-like. The coding region runs from base 37 to 981 and encodes 314 amino acids. The transcript has 2 exons. Lineage: Eukaryota; Metazoa; Arthropoda; Insecta; Diptera; Culicidae. Gene Ontology annotation, biological process: proteolysis. The record is from RefSeq and is a predicted model, not a curated record. Gene Ontology annotation, molecular function: zinc ion binding; metalloendopeptidase activity.